This is a messenger RNA of Uranotaenia lowii, 1634 nucleotides long. Its product is annotated as caspase-8. The coding region runs from base 130 to 1599 and encodes 489 amino acids. Gene Ontology annotation, molecular function: cysteine-type endopeptidase activity. NCBI's taxonomy places the organism in Eukaryota, Metazoa, Arthropoda, Insecta, Diptera, Culicidae. The transcript has 3 exons. Gene Ontology annotation, biological process: proteolysis. The record is from RefSeq and is a predicted model, not a curated record.
CAUAUCAGAAAAAAUCGCCGAGCACAUUUGUAUUAUAAUAUAUAUAAUAUAUAUAAUAUGUUAACCGGUGCUUUUUGUUUGUGCGUAAAUUCACCUGUGUUCUUCAUAAGUCUGUGAAGUCUUUCAAAAAUGAGUGAUGAACUAAGUGUUGAGGAUCUGGAUUUUCUAGAGUCACAACUGGACUUUCAGGAUAAGGUCUCCUUGCUGUUCCUGUUAUAUGGCCACCGUGAUCCGCAUUAUUUACUGCAAACCCUAACUGUGGCUCGAAAGACGCCAGAACAAGAAACCCAUCUACUAGGCGAUUGGAUGCGUUAUGUCACAGAUCUGGAAACAGGAGUUAACUGGAGCUCAGAAGUUUUGGAAGCUCUUAGCAUUAUUCAAGCGAAUCUAGCACUCCUCAAAUGUGGAUUUGACGAUGACGCUUUCACAGAAAAGUUUCUGCCGAAGAUAGCAGAACUGGCCAGCUUCGUUAAUCCGGUGCUGAAAGGAUUGUAUAUUUUGUGCGAGAAAGUCGACGACAUUAUUUUGGAAAAAGUUGUACGCUGUUUGAAAUCGAUAUGUCAGGUGAAACUAAAUGAAAGAGAAUAUUUCGAACUUGUUUUACUGGAGCUUGUAUGUCAGGGUUCUAUAAAACUUGGCAGACGGACUGAAAAGAUCCAAUGUGAUUUGCUCAAUUUGGUAGCUGUUUUUAAAAACUUGGAAAGAGAUGACUUGGGUGAUUUUUGUAAAACCAUAGCUAGCAAUUUUAAUAAUGAAAGUACCACGAGUCCAAAUCAGUCCGAUAACAUUAAAGAUUCUCAAUGCUUUGAACAAGAUCAACCAGGCAUUACCAUAAAGGAUAACGCUCAAAUAGAUCGGUAUUUUAUUGCCAGAAAAAAUGCCGGUAUAAUUCUGAUCGUGAAUCAAUUUGAGUUUUAUCGUGAGACAAAUCCGGAACUAGCGGAGCUCCUGCCCUCGAAACCGCUCAACAAUCGUCGAGGUACCGAUGUUGACAAGCUAGCGAUCCUUAAUCUUUUCGUCGCUUUUGGAUAUCAGGCGAUCGUGGUGGAAAACAUUCCUCAUUAUGAAAUCUUGCGCCAAGUUGAAGCGGCGGUAGAUCAAAUCAAAUCAUCGCAUUGCUCGUUGAUUGUGGCCAUUCUGUCCCACGGCCAGGAAGGUAAAGUCUACGGGAGCAACAGCAUUCCUCUGAAUGUGAAAUCCAUCGAAAAAGCGAUGGCGGCCGAGAAGCUUACCGGCAAACCGAAGCUGCUGUUCGUGCAAGCCUGCCAGGGAGUGAAUCUGCAAUCGGCUGUCGAGGUUAUUCAACCGCUAGAACACGACGGACCAUCUUCGGAACGGACGGCUUCCGUUUUUGUGGACUUUCUCGUGGCCUGGUCUACGGUGCCCGGAUUCGCAUCGGUUCGACACAUCGAGAAGGGCUCGUGGUUUAUCCAGGAACUGUGUACUAAGCUGCGGGCAAUGCAUGGAAGCAAUCAUCUUAUGGAUAUACUAACAGCUGUGAUAGACGAUGUUUCCAGUAAGCGAGGCUACGGAAACGAAUGUAUGGUGCCUAUUCUUUACAGUACGUUAAGGAAGAAGUUGUAUUUUGAACCUUUAUGAAUAUAUACAUGAAACACUGUUAAAUCUUGAUUAAC